This is a messenger RNA of Kwoniella botswanensis, 759 nucleotides long. RefSeq lists its product as uncharacterized. Gene Ontology annotation, biological process: protein localization to microtubule; regulation of microtubule polymerization or depolymerization; spindle assembly. The transcript has 8 exons. Gene Ontology annotation, molecular function: microtubule plus-end binding. The record is from RefSeq and is a predicted model, not a curated record. Lineage: Eukaryota; Fungi; Basidiomycota; Tremellomycetes; Tremellales; Cryptococcaceae. Bases 1 to 759 code for a protein of 252 amino acids. Gene Ontology annotation, cellular component: microtubule organizing center; cytoplasmic microtubule; microtubule plus-end.
AUGUCAGUAUACACAGGGGAAUCCCGAGGUGAACUCCUCGCAUGGUUAAACGAAUUACUAGAACCGAUAACGAUCUCAAAAGUAGAACAAUGUGGUACUGGAUCUGUAUAUUGUCAGAUCAUAGAUUCAAUUUACGGCGACUUACCGAUGUCCAAAGUGAAAUUCAACGCAAAGAUGGAAUAUGAAUAUUUAGAUAAUUUCAAGAUCUUACAAAAAGCUUUCAACGUUCAUAGGAUCGAAAAGCCUAUACCUGUUCAGAGACUUAUCAAAUGUAAGAUGCAAGAUAAUCUCGAAUUCUUACAGUGGAUGAAGAAAUACUGGGAUGCCAAUAGUGGUGGGAUGGCAUAUGACGCAGAAGGACGAGCAGGCGGUAUAAUCCCCGCUGCCCCGCCUCCAACUUCACGCACAGCCUCUUCUUCCGCCCGAGCAGCAUAUCCACGUCCCGGAGGUGGUAUAGGCGGUGUGGGUGCCAGUCGACAAGUUUCAUCUGCCUCGGCAGCUCAGGUAGCUCAGAUGCAAGCUCGUGUAGCGGAGAUCGAAGCUCAUAGUGAGAGUUUGUUGAAGGAGAGGGAUUUCUACUUUGAUAAACUCCGAAAUAUCGAACUCAUAGUACAAGAACGUAUGGCUAUCGAAGGAGUGACGCAAGAAGAGUCGGACGUGAUGGCUAAAAUCCAAGAGAUUUUAUAUGCUACGAUUGAAGGAUUCGAGGUUCCGGAAGGUGAAGAACAGCCGUUACAUGCAGAAGAAGAGACCUUUUAA